UUCAAUUUUUAGUAGAGGAGUAGAGGUUAUAUUUUACUAUCGUUUUUAUCAAUCCAUUCUCGGAAAUAGAAAAAUUCCACUUUAUUGUACCUUGAAGCGCUUAAAAAAGCCCCAAAAACCGCUGUAUAGUAGUAGCGCAAAAAAGGAAGGAUCAGGGUAUAACAUUCAAUGUAAAAGGAUAUUUUUUUACUUGUCCAUUAACAAAUAUGGCUGACGAAAUUAAGGAUAUAAAAUUGUUGAAAAACACGAAAAUCUCCGUGUAUGUCGACGAGGCUCUACCUGAUAUUAUCGUAGUCACUUAUGAGUUUGGUUUGAAAUUGUUUAAAGGGGUUCUGCUAGAUUCUAACAAAAGAAACCUGCCAUGCGGUAUCCAAUCGUUAAACCCGGCGUUCACCGUGCCGUCAAAGAAACCAGACGAUGACCCCUUGUACUCGGUAAAUCAGAGGUUCUCUUACAUGGACCCCAAUGCCCCUAAAAAGAAGAACAUUCAGAUGCCGAGCAAAUACAAAAACAACAAAAUGACAGUGAGACUGAGACCGAGACAAGUAUUGUGCUCAAAAUGCAAAGGUAUUUGCAACGAAAACUCGGAGAAUGUGUCAAGGAAGAGAAAGUCCUCGGAUGGGGCGAAAAUCUCAUCGCCGCCGCCCCCGAGUAGACGCGGCAGCAACGCUCCUGUCACUCGGUCCGUUAACACCUAUCUGAACACCACUCGACGGAAAUUGCGUCGGCAAGAGAUGGAAGAAGGGCCGAAAGUCACCAAAAGCGAUAGCAUUGAAAAUAUAAACCCUGAAAACUGGGACGCGGCUGAAACGAGUGAGAAACCUUUAGACGCCGUUAAUUUAGAGGGUGCCCCAAGGACCGUACAAAAUCCCAAGCAUUCCCCCAAUCAUUCCGAAUCUAGUUCCGAUCAUUUCGAGCCCCCGCGCCUCACGCAAACGCAGAGUUUAAGAGCGGCGAGAAGGACAGUCAGGAAAAAAAGGAACGUCGGUCCGAACGGGAGCCAGUGGACAGAUGACGAGAAAACGGGCUCGAUGAAUUCGGAGCAGGCUGUGAAUUCAAGCGGCAUCACCACCAACACGAGGACCAUAAAAAUAUCAUACGGGCCGCAGGGCGAGGGCACCGUGUUGAAGAUACCGGCUCAAAUAGACAACGUAAACGGAGACGACUCGGAGGAGAAUGUGAACGUCGGCAGGCCGCCGCUGAACCUCCCGAACAAGGCCGCGCGGAAGGCGAUGAAGAGGGCGCGAAAAGAGGCGAGACGAAAAAUCCUACUAGGCGGUUCGCCACUGUAUCUGGGAGGCACGUCGCCAAGGUACGCUUUGGGUAACGGCAGUCCCAGGUACACCGUGGGCAGCGCUUCGCCCCGCCACGGUCUUGGCAACAACUCCCCCAGGUACAUGAUACCGGCGUUCGACAUCAACGUGUCACGCCGCAGGAAACACAAGGUGAAACACAAGAAGAAACACAAGGACGACAAGGACCGCAAACACAAGGAAGGCGAGGUGAGCAGUUCGACCCAAGACGAAACCAAAGAGCAGUGCAUCACGCAGAAGUUGUCGAUCAACCUCAAACGGCUAAACGAAAUGUACACGUCAUGCACGGUCCACGAGGACACCACCUCGAGUUCGGAUGAGCACAGCGAGCAGAUGCCCGACUUUCCUCCGGCCAAUCAGCCCCUGAUGCUCAGAAUCAACGCGCGCACGUUGUCCAGCGCGAUGGGCGCCGACGGUGUGCGCCUGUUGGUGGGCGACGUGGUUUGGGGCAAAAUCCACGGGUUUCCUUGGUGGCCCGGCAAAAUCCUUACCAUAUCCGGUUGCAACGCGCAGGGACCCCAGGCGCAUGUGGCGUGGUACGGCUCGUCCACGUCAUCGGUGAUGCAGUGCGACCAGCUCAGUCACUACUUGGACAACUUUAAGGCGCGUUACAACAAGAAAAAAAAGGGACUCUACAAGGAGGCGAUCAAGCAGGCGACGAGCGAGGCGAAAGAGAACGCGGAGAACCGCGUCAGGCAGCCCCUAGGCAACUCUCCGUCGCACAACAUUAUUCCGCAGGUGGUGCCGCCGGCGUUGGCGUCGCCCAGGGAAAUCGACGUCGCGUCUUAAACGAUCGGGGCCGGCCUUGAUUUUUGUUUUUAGGAAUAGUCACUCGUCGUCGUGCUCGCUAGAGCGGAGGGGCGUGGCCGGUAUCGUUUGCGCAGUGUCUCUCGCACACUUUGACGGUAGAACAGGGAAUAGUUUUGUAAUAUAAUUUGCCCAGAUUUAUUUGAGGCGGUUCCGUUUAAUGUUAAAGGUUAGGUUAAAAGCUGUAACAUAGUGAUCAAAGUUGGUAUUGUCGGUCGUAGUGCUUUUUCAUUUUCAUUUUACCGCACUAAGUGUUUUCGUUUUAGCAUUAUGUUGUUUUUCGACCUCGGGGCGUGUAGUCGCCGUUUAAAUAUUUUCAUCAGUGUUUGUGAUAUUGUACCCCUUGCAGCGUGUAUAUUGGACAGUCUCGAGUGACGAACCACUUAUUAUUUUCGUUAGGAGUGAUGGAAUUUUCCUUUUCCGAUGUUAAAACCGAUUUUAUUUGUAUACAAUAAUAUAUCUGUGAUUUUAUUCCCAUACUAUGAU
Messenger RNA from Cylas formicarius (sweet potato weevil), 2606 nucleotides. Its product is annotated as PWWP domain-containing protein 2A-like. The record is from RefSeq and is a predicted model, not a curated record. The transcript is spliced from 7 exons. Bases 207 to 2102 code for a protein of 631 amino acids. Gene Ontology annotation, molecular function: chromatin binding. Lineage: Eukaryota; Metazoa; Arthropoda; Insecta; Coleoptera; Brentidae. Gene Ontology annotation, cellular component: chromocenter; nucleus.